This is a messenger RNA of Tinamus guttatus (white-throated tinamou), 1869 nucleotides long. Lineage: Eukaryota; Metazoa; Chordata; Aves; Tinamiformes; Tinamidae. The record is from RefSeq and is a predicted model, not a curated record.
GUGUCUUACUUCACCUCGCUGUCCAGACAGGAGGAGUUUGAACAGAAUGCCAAGGCGGUCAUCCCGCUGUUUUCCAUAACGUACUUCCUGACGAUAACCUUUUCGAUUGUCUCUUGCCUCAGACUGAGCUGUGUAAGAAAUAAUAUCUGGCUUGCAAGCUGUGGAGUGGUUUCUGCCGGCUUGGCUGUGUUGAGCAGCUUCGGGCUGAUGAUGUACUGUGGGGUGCCCUUUGUCGUCACUGUGGCGAACGCACCGUUUCUCAUUCUAGGAGUUGGUGUUGAUGACAUGUUCAUCAUGAUCGCUUGCUGGGAGAAAAGUGUCAAGGAAGUAGAAAAAUCAGACACUAAGGCCCGGAUGGGUGAGACUUACACCGAGGCAGCGGUUUCUGUUACAAUUACCACUCUCACAGAUGUUCUAGCCUUCUUCAUUGGCACCUGGACAGCUUUUCCAUCUGUGAGAUCAUUUUGCCUUUACACGGGCACUGCUUUUAUCUUCUGCUAUGUAUACACACUUACCUUUUUUGGGGCAAUUCUUGUACUUAAUCAUAAAAGGGAGAAAAAAGACCGCCACUGGAUAACUUGCAUGCCUGUGAAAACAGAUGAAAAUAAGUCCCGCUUGUACAAUGUAUGUUGUAUAGGCAACUGUUCCGGGGAGUCACCUGAGUCAGAACCAGAACAUCCAAUGAGCAAAUUUUUUGAAAGAUACUAUGGUCCUUUCUUUACCAAUAAAUGGGUCAAGCUGCUUGUGGUAUUGCUGUAUGGAGCAUACGUAGGGGGUAGUAUUUAUGGGUGUACUCAGAUCAAGGAAGGCAUAGACCUUCGAAAUCUGGCUACUGACGACUCUUACGUUAUUCAGUACUAUAAUGAUGAUGACAAAUACUUCUCAGAAUAUGGACCCAGGGUCAUGGUUGUCGUCAAUGGAAGUGUAGAGUACUGGAAUGAGUCUGUUCGAGCGGCCAUUGAGAAUUGCAUGGAGAACUUGGAGGACAUUUCCUAUGUAGAUAAGAACCUCUCAGAAUCCUGGCUGGCAGUGUACACAAAAAUUGCUCAAAGGGCUUCACUAAAUAUAAAUAACAAAGAUAUUUUCAUUACAAAUUUAUCUACGCUGUUCCGAUUUUAUCCAGAUUUUGAGUGGGACAUCAACAAGACUCAGGAUAAAAUCGAAGCUUCACGUUUCUUCAUUCAAACUGUGAAUGUCACCACAGCUGUUGAUGAGAAAAAUCUUUUAAACAAGCUGAGAGACACAGCAAAGCAGUGCAGCAUUCCGUUAAUGUUGUACCACCCAGCAUUCAUCUACUACGAUCAGUACCUGGUCAUAGUGCAGAACACCAUGCAGAACGUGCUCAUUGCUGCUGGGGCCAUGCUCAUUGUGUCUCUCCUGCUCAUCCCCAACCCCUUCUGCUGCCUGUGGGUAACGUUUGCCAUCGCUUCCGUUAUCAUUGGCGUGGCCGGUUUCAUGACAUUCUGGCAUGUCAAUCUAGAUUCCAUAUCCAUGAUCAACCUUGUCAUCUGUAUAGGAUUUUCGGUAGAUUUUUCUGCUCAUAUUUCCUAUGCCUUUGUUUCAAGUGAAAAGCCAUCAGCAAAUGAAAGGGCCAUAGAUGCUCUGUACAUGUUAGGUUACCCGGUACUGCAAGGUGCGAUUUCCACUAUAUUAGGAGUAGUUGUAUUGGCUGCAGCAAGAGCAUACAUCUUCAGAACAUUUUUCAAGAUUAUGUUUCUUGUUAUUUUGUUUGGGGCUCUUCAUGGUCUUGUUUUUAUUCCAGUAUUUUUAACCUUUUUUGGAAAUUUUGGCAGAUCACGCCCCAAUCCAGUACCUGAAGAAAGCCUCAAGACAGAGACUAGGUUUGGGGAUGAUAAAGACUGUCCAUAA